GAAUUGAGUUUUGAUUAUAAAUGUAUUGAAAUGUUAACUCAAUUGUCAUUUAAAUGAAUUGUUUUGAUUGUAAUCAUUGUUUUGUAGUCAACGUUAAGACAUAUCAACUAUGGAUACCAAUGAUAAUGAUAUCAUUGGUGAAGAAGUAGACUCUUUGUCCGACGACAAUGCAAUCAAUCAUUUAUUUGAGACCAACUGUGACAUCGACCUCAACAACGAGUCUUUAAUUUAUGAAUCAUUUGAUGUCUCUGUUGAUGGCGAAGACAAUUAUCUGCAAAACAUAAAUACCAUUAAACCAGUUAAAAGCCAAACAAUCGGCGAGUUUUGUAUUAAUAAUUGCAAUGAUAUUAUCAAAAGAUUAAUUGAUGACAACGAAGAACUUAAAAAAUACAAACAAAUAUUAGUUGAUAUUGAAGAGCAAAACGUGGAACUAAUAAAAGAUAAAGAAGUUUUACAAACAGAGAUCAAUCAAUUGAAAGAAAGUUUUGAAAAAAGAUUGUCACUGAAGAGCGAAGAUAUUGAUUGUUUGAACAAAAGUUUGUUUAUUUGCGAGUCUUUAAACACAAGUCUUCUCAAAGAAUUAGAUGAGAAAAACAAAGUACAGCUCAAACUCGAGUCUUAUGUCAAAGAACUUGAAGACAAAUUGUAUUAUCUGGAAAUGCAAUUAAUGGAAAGUCAAAAGAUUGAGCAACAGUUGACCACAUCCUAUGAAAGUGCGAGACAAGCGUAUACUGAGGAGGAAGACAACCGUUACAAGACUUUGGAACAGUUGCAGAGUGUUUACGUGGAGUGCGCUCAACAACAGAAUGAUAUCAAAGAUCUUAAGAUUAAUAUUCAUGACUUAGAGCGAGAAAUAGCUGAUAAAGACAAUGAACUUUGGUUUUAUAAGACUAAGUUUGAUGACUCUUUCCGUAACUCUGUUUACAACAACAAUAAUACCACAAGAAAGACGAGAGAUUCUCAAACAAGAGAUUCAAUUUUAUUUAAAACUCAUUCAGAAAUUCCUGACUAUUCCUUUAGUGUCAAUGAAGACGAAAUGGAUCACAUAUUCAAAGAUUUUAAUGAUGAAAGUCCUGUUAAACCUUUCAUUACUAAUAGUGAUAAUAUUUAUGACGAGAAUUUGAAUUCUUGUUUUAGUCCGGAAAACAUAUCUCCAAUAAAACGUCCCGUCAGUGAUGAAAGCAAUGAAUUACACAACAGAUCUGAAAUAAUAGAUAAUUCAGAAACAGUCGUCACUAAUGGAGUCACUGAUGGAGAGGAUCUAAAUAUUGUAAAUUCAAAUGAAGUUGUGAUUGAAAAAUAUCUGUCAAAAUGGUUUUGCAAAAUGAUGACAUUCUUAGCAAUCAUUAAUAUGAAGACAACAUUUCGAGUUGUUUUAUCAUUGAUUUUGUUGGUGUUUUUGACAAAUAUUUUAUUGACUCAAUUGUUUGCUACAAAAUUGCCGGCCUAUACCUCUUGGGAAGAGAUCAUAUAUAAACUAUUUACGCCGUAUUUAACUAAAGUCAAGACAAGUAAAACACAAUAAUAAGGUAUUCGUGAAAUUAUCAUUUUAUUUCACUACAAAUAA
This is a messenger RNA of Oppia nitens, 1567 nucleotides long. Its product is annotated as arrestin domain-containing protein F-like. The record is from RefSeq and is a predicted model, not a curated record. Lineage: Eukaryota; Metazoa; Arthropoda; Arachnida; Sarcoptiformes; Oppiidae. Bases 110 to 1525 code for a protein of 471 amino acids. The transcript has 4 exons.